CUCACUAGUUUAGCAGCAGGCUAACACGGAGAGACGAGGGCUGCUCCCUUUCGCCUCUGCUCAGUCUGCCCUAACACCAUACAUUCCGCACCAUGGCUGCCACGGACGUAGACGUAUUUUCGAAUGAAGAGAAGCGUAACCUGAGUUUGGGCGGACAUGUUGGAUUUGACAGCCUCCCUGACCAACUGGUCAGUAAAUCGGUCACGCAGGGAUUUUGUUUUAACAUUCUCUGUGUAGGGGAGACUGGUAUUGGCAAGUCAACGUUAAUGAACACACUCUUCAACACCAUGUUUGAGAAUGAAGAGGCGAGCCACUAUCAGAAUGGCGUUUAUCUGCGGCCGCGAACAUACGACCUGCAAGAAAGCAACGUCCACCUCAAACUGACGAUCGUUGACACCGUGGGCUUCGGUGAUCAGAUCAACAAAGAGGACAGUUACAAGCCCAUCGUUGACUACAUCGACACUCAGUUUGAAAACUAUCUCCAGGAAGAGCUAAAGAUCAAACGCUCGCUGUUUAACUACCAUGACACCAGGAUCCACAUCUGCCUUUAUUUCAUCGCCCCGACAGGACACUCCCUAAAGUCCCUGGACCUCGUCACCAUGAAAAAACUGGACAGCAAGGUCAACAUAAUUCCCAUCAUUGCCAAAGCGGACACAAUCUCAAAGAGUGAGCUCCAUAAAUUCAAAAUAAAGAUUAUGAGUGAGCUGGUGAGCAAUGGUGUCCAGAUAUAUCAGUUCCCAACAGACGACGAGGCCGUCAGUGAGAUCAACGCCUCCAUGAAUGCCCAUCUGCCCUUUGCUGUGGUUGGGAGCGUGGAAGAGGUCAAAGUGGGGAACAAAACAGUGAGGGCCAGACAGUACCCCUGGGGUGUCGUGCAAGUUGAGAACGAGAGUCACUGCGACUUCGUAAAACUCAGAGAGAUGCUGAUCAGGGUCAACAUGGAGGAUCUGAGGGAGCAGACCCACGCCCGCCACUAUGAGCUGUACCGACGCUGUAAGCUGGAGGAAAUGGGCUUCAAAGAUACAGACCCCGACAGCCAGCCAUUCAGUCUUCAGGAGACAUACGAGGCAAAGAGGAAAGAGUUCUUGGGGGACCUGCAGCGUAAAGAGGAAGAAAUGCGACAAAUGUUUGUCAACAAAGUGAAAGAGACGGAAGCGGAACUGAAAGAAAAGGAGAGAGAGCUGCAUGACAAGUUUGAGCAGCUGAAGCGGAUGCACCAGGAGGAGAAGAGGAAGGUGGAGGAGAAGCGGAGAGACCUGGAGGAGGAGAUGAACGCCUUCAACAGGAAGAAGGUGGCAGCCGAGACGCUCUCCCUAUCUCAGCCCCUCAAGAAGGACAAGGACAAGAAAAAUUAAUUUAUGGCCGCUCUACACCCUCCCACACACGACCAUGGAUUUGUCCUCCAUCUCCAUAGCAACGACAACACCUGUUUAUUUUGUUUGUUUUGUUUGUUUUUCUUUUGUUUGUUUUGACAUUCCAUCUUGACAUUGUGCACGUGGACCAAAGACACUGAGGAUGAUGAUGACGAUCAUGAUGAAGCCACAGGGGAGUAAAAGAGUGAAAGAUGGUGAGAGAUAAUGAGGAAAAACAAAUGUUCACCUGCCAACAGUGGCCAUCUCAUUUAUUCAGGAUCUUUCAUUCUAUGCUUUUUUGGACACUUUUUUAUAUAUAUGCAUUUUGUUUUUCUAUGUUGUGAUUUAAAGAUUUUCUGUUGUGUUUUUUUGUGUUUUUCCAUCAACUAUUCACACAGAAACGAGAGGUUGGUACUGCAGUGUAACACAGUGGUCAAGUUAUUUGAAACAGUUCAAUAUGUAUUUAAAGAAUUAGGUUGUGCUUGAUUUCAUGACAUUUAAAUAACUAAUUGAAGAUAUCAGUGGAAUCAAACCUUUCCUAAAGUCUUUCAAUACCUGAGCUGUUUGAAAUGUUCUUUAUGGAUACUUUUUUAAUCUCAACAAUUUAGAUAAAGUCCAUUUCACAGCAGAAUAAAUCCCUGAGCCCAAAUAAUACAUAUAAAUAGCAUGUUAAGCAAUAAAACUGAGUACCUGUAUACUGUAUAGAUUACUGCAUAUACAUAGGUACUGACAACCUAAAGCUUAGUCUUAACUCUUUAAUAAAAAAAAUAUGCAAUAUUCUGGUGCUGUUUCAUAUUAACUCAAUAAAUGUAUGUGAAUAUUUUCUAGAGCUUACCCAGCUUAAUAUGCAAAAUGUACUAGUUUUUGAAUAUGAUAUUAUUGUAAGAAGCACAUAUGAUAGUGUACAUUGUCCACAAAUGAUGUAACUUUAUUGUAAACCACGAGCGAUCGCCUAGAUGGGAGUGUUGUGACAGUGGACACACACACAAAACAUGAAGCCAGUAUAUAUACUAUAUAUACAGUAUAUACAAACACAAACAGGAUUCAGGAAAACAUACAAGCCUCAGCGAGCUGUUUAAGAGUUUACACUCAGAGAGAGAAGAGAGCAGCUGUAUUUACUGUCUGUCGUUGGAAAUAAAUGCAAACCCCCUCCCUCA
Molecule: messenger RNA, 2509 nt
Organism: Plectropomus leopardus (leopard coralgrouper)
Lineage: Eukaryota; Metazoa; Chordata; Actinopteri; Perciformes; Serranidae
Gene: septin8a
Product: septin 8a
Molecular function (GO): GTP binding
Source: RefSeq, a predicted model, not a curated record